AUGCCUCGCGUGCCGCGCCACGCCUGUCAGUCCCGGGCUUUAGGCAUGGUCCAGUGCCAUGCUUUUUAUUGUGCCAAAUACUUUAGAACCAGUUCUACUGGAGAGCACUUUACCAUAGAGUUUGAGAAUCUUGUAGAGAGCGAUGAGGGCGAGAGUCCAGGAAGCAGCCUAAGACCGCUAAGUGAAGAAGAAAUUGGACAUCUUAAAGAAAAGCGGUAUAAUGCAAUCGCAGAAAAUCAGAAGACAGCAGACGAAAAGCUUCACUCUGAGUUAGCUGCACAGGAGGAGAAGUUAAGGAUAGAAGAGGAGGCUUUUUACGCUGCCCAGCGCGAAGCUGCCAGGGCAGCAAUACAGAGCAAGCUUCUGGAGCAUAGGCUCCACAAGAUGAAACAGAGGCCACAACUUGCUGGGAGUGGGGAUUACCAAAAAAGUUUAGCAGCAGGGGAGGACUUUGAAACCUAUCUGCGGAAUGUAAAGGCUCAGUCAGAAGCCUUCAGGAGCAGUAGAGUCACCUCUGAGACAAUUAUGACUCCAAACACAGAAAGUAGCUGUGACUUCACAAACAAAACCAGAUCCACCAAUGAUGACACAUCGCUGGACCUGGAGUGGGAGGAUGAAGAAGGGAUGAACAGAAUGAUUCCAGUGAGGGAACGAUCUAAAACCGAGGAGGACAUACUCCGAGCAGCACUGAGACCCAGCGCUAGGAGAACAGGCAGCAACCCCACGUCAACCUCCGACGAUUCCAAUGGACUGGAGUGGGAAAACGAUUUUGUUGGGACCCAGAUUGACGACAAUGGCAAUUCUGAAUAUGCAGGGUUUGUGAACCCAGUUUUAGAACUCUCCUCCUCCAGUGACUUGCAAAAGCCUGAUAGCGACCAGCAAGAUAGAUCGUGUAAACAGACAGGAGUUGUUUGAAGUGUAAUCAAACUGUUAAACUGUUGUCCUAUCAGUUGUUUUUUUUUUUCUUAAUUUUGCUGGGUAAUUACCGGGUCUGCAAUAUGCAGGUUGACAGAGUGCGUCUGUUGCACAAAAGCGCUCUGAACUAAGUGCAAUUUGGGGUUUCAACCGUCUUCCAUGGUUGGCAAAAAACAUUUGUGUUAUUACCCAAUUUCAUACUCCUACAUUUUCUAGUGAUACCAAGACAGCACACCAACCUGUAUCCUGCAAGUACUGGUUUCAUUUUGGUCAGUGAGAAAUUAAUGUAAAAUUUAUUGCCUAGCACAGUUGUCUGAUCUACAUAGAAUCAGAUUAAGGAUUUUGUGGUUUAUAAUAUGAAAAGAUUCCUGUGUGUCUUCUCAUUUAAAUCACCCAUAACCAACCCCUAGUCACACCCAGGAUCAUUCAAAUCCUACUACUUCAAAUAUAAAACAUUUCAACUGUAGAUCUGGAAGUGUUUUAUAAAUGGCUUUAUUGCAGGGAAGACAAUGUAUUUAUGAUUAUGGAAACUUGAUUUUUCUAACUUUGUAUCCAUUCCAAUGCUCUAUAUGGUAAACUUACCUUAAAUUAUUGACUUCAUUGAUGUGAAAACACUGGGUUUGUCAAGGUGGUUUCUGUAAAUAUUUGUGCAGCCUCAUCAUUGAAGCAAAAGAAAAAAAUGUUUUUAAUUGUUCACUAACAUGCCUUGGUAUAAUUAUUUUUAAGUUGAAGGUGUGACCAAGAAAAUGUAUUUGU
Messenger RNA from Acipenser ruthenus (sterlet), 1671 nucleotides. Its product is annotated as AP-1 complex-associated regulatory protein-like. Gene Ontology annotation, molecular function: AP-1 adaptor complex binding. The transcript is spliced from 10 exons. Gene Ontology annotation, biological process: negative regulation of cell motility; regulation of Arp2/3 complex-mediated actin nucleation; negative regulation of substrate adhesion-dependent cell spreading. The record is from RefSeq and is a predicted model, not a curated record. NCBI's taxonomy places the organism in Eukaryota, Metazoa, Chordata, Actinopteri, Acipenseriformes, Acipenseridae. The coding region runs from base 1 to 915 and encodes 304 amino acids.